GUGAAUGCACCACAGUAGCCGAGCCGUCUGUAUUCUUAACACGGCGUCUCCGCGGCCAUGGUAACACUCGGCUCAAUACUGAACCUCUGACUCAAAAAAAACAGCACAAACAAGUGCUUUUCAUGCAGCUGUUAUUCAGCAUGAAUUUGGCAGAGAUAUGUGACAACGCCAAGAAGGGCCGUGAGUAUGCUUUGCUGGGGAACUACGACUCCUCCAUUGUGUACUACCAGGGCGUUAUUCAACAGAUCCACAAGCACUGUCAGACCCUCAGGGACCCUGCACUGAAAGUCAAAUGGCAACAGGUUAGACAGGAACUGACUGAGGAGUAUGAGCAGGUUAAAGGCAUCAUGGGAACACUGGAGAGCUUUAAAUCAGAGAAGCCACUUGACAUCCUUGCUCCUCAAUCAGAGGAGAGACCUGAAGACCCAUUAGUUUGGCCGCCUCCCACCCCUGCAGAACACAGGAAUCCCAUUGCAGUGAAGCGUCCCAACAGUGCAGUGAAGCAGCAGAGGAAGGACUCCCCUGGUCUGCAGCAUCGAGGGGCGGGGCCAGGCGGACGCAGUCAGGCCAACCCUAAACCAGACCGGCCGGGAUUCGCCCGAGGCACAAAAGCCAAAGACGAGAAGGGAAAAAAAGGGGUUGGAGACUCAGCUGGGGAUGUAGAGCAGAAGAAGUUUGAUGGCACGGGAUAUGACAGCGACCUGGUGGACUCACUGGAGAGAGAUAUUGUGUCCCGUAACCCUAAUAUACACUGGGAUGACAUUGCUGAUCUGGAGGAUGCUAAGAAGCUGCUGAGAGAAGCGGUGGUGUUGCCUAUGUGGAUGCCUGACUUCUUCAAGGGCAUUCGUCGCCCCUGGAAGGGUGUGUUAAUGGUCGGCCCUCCAGGGACAGGGAAGACCAUGUUAGCCAAAGCUGUGGCUACAGAAUGUGGGACUACUUUCUUCAAUGUGUCCUCCUCCACUCUCACCUCCAAAUACAGGGGCGAGUCUGAAAAACUUGUCCGUCUGCUGUUUGAAAUGGCUCGGUUCUAUGCGCCAACAACCAUCUUCAUAGACGAGAUUGACUCUAUCUGUGGCAGAAGAGGAACAUCUGACGAACAUGAAGCCAGCCGCAGGGUCAAAUCAGAACUUCUGGUUCAGAUGGACGGUGUGGGGGGAGCCCUGGAGAAUGAUGACCCUUCUAAGAUGGUGAUGGUCCUUGCUGCCACCAACUUCCCCUGGGACAUCGACGAGGCGUUACGGCGACGGCUGGAGAAGCGGAUCUACAUCCCCCUGCCGACAGCUGUGGGUCGUGUAGAGCUUCUAAAAAUCAACCUGAGGGAGGUGGAGGUGGCUGCUGAUGUGGACCUGGACCUCAUCGCUGAGAAGAUUGAGGGCUACUCUGGAGCAGACAUCACCAACGUCUGCAGGGAUGCGUCCAUGAUGGCUAUGCGUCGUCGCAUCCAAGGCCUGAGCCCCGAGGAGAUCCGAGCUCUGUCCAAAGACGAGCUGCAGAUGCCCGUGACGAUGGAGGACUUCACCCUCACGCUCAAAAAGAUCUCCAAGUCUGUCUCUGCCGCCGACCUGGAAAAAUACGAAGGCUGGAUGGCUGAGUUUGGGUCAGUAUAGAGACGGGUAUCGUUUAGACUCAGAGGGACCAGAAUUUUUAAAGAAGCACUCGCAGCUUUGACAAUGAUGAAGGCCUUGAAGAGGAGGGCGCUGCACGUCACGGAGCAAUGCGUGAACCAGGCAGCACAUCAGGGAGAUAAUACAGGGGCUCAAAUUCACAUCAGAAGACCGGUGCCUUUGAUGGAGCAUGAUGAAAACUGCACUCCUUCCCGUUCACAAUCAUCCAGCCACUGAGUGACUUGAGGAAGAAUGGUGUGAACUUCUCUCACACAGGGAACUUUUAAUGUAAAAAGUAGCCUAACACACAUUAAUAGACCAGGGAAUGCACACUAAUUUUACUUACAUAUUUGGCCUCAUGCAAGAAGGUGUUCUUAUCAUAAAUCUUUUCCUUUUUUUUUUCUGUGAGGUUUGCUCAUACGAGUGUUCCAAGUGAGAUUCACCAAACUGCACUAACUUGUUAAUUGCUUAUUUCAUCUUAAUGAGCACCAGCUGUUUAUGAGUAAGUGAGCAUACAUGAGAUUUGAUCUUUAGCAUCAUCAACACCUAUAAACUGCUUUAUUUUGGUGGCAAAAAUGCCAACAAAGUCAUCAUUUCACACCAUGGAGUUUCAAAUCCUGCUGUUGGAAAUCAUAACAAAUUUAGCAGCAUCAGUAGUCAUACUACACAAUUGGGAAAAUAAUAUUACAGCUGCCAACCACAUUUAAUAUUAAUGUCAUGCAGUGCUGCUGUACUGUGACAGAAAUAAAGAUGUAAUAGUUUGACAUGAAACUAGAUGCUAAAAAACAUCUUUCUGAAGUAAAACAGUCCAUGACUUAGAUUGGAGGCUGUCAAGACGUGACAGUCAUGGACAUGGACGACAGAAUUGCAGGUAGUGUUACACUGUGGAGUGCAUCAAAGGAUGCUCACCUGGACAGCGACCUGCAUAAAGACCGUGAAUCAGUAAGCCACAACAAUGAUGUGGUGAACAGAAUAUCAAAUAUUCAGAAGGCUUAUUUCAGUUAUUUUUAUUUUAGUUGAUAACUUUAACAUUUAAACUGCAAAUUCAUUCAGAUUAGGAUGUUCUAAUUUAGACAAGUGUUAAUCUCCUUGUGGCCACAGGGAGAUUAACUGUUCCCACUAUAGUUGAAUUUUGUUCAUACCUAAGUACAAGUAGCUGCAACAAGUAAUCUUAAAUCACUCGUACAUGCCAGUAAAUAACGUGUGUGUGAAUUGUUCUUGCAUGAGGCCCUUCGUCUUAAAGAACUGUAUGUUUGAGCACUUUUAAUGUAUUUCCUUGUGGAGCCCUCGUACUUACUACUGACUGAACACACUUGAAGAACCAUGACGUCUGUGUUAUAUAGUGUCUGAUUAUGUGUUUGUGUAUGUAUUAUUCAUCGGUUUUAAUAUUUGUUUUCAAUUUUAGUUCUAUUGAGACAAAGAGUUGAGUUAAAAGAGCACGGCCACUGGAUCCAUUGAUUUUUUUUUUUUAAGUUCAAGGACACAGUUAAUUUUCACCUAGUCCCUGUAUUUUAUGAGAUCUUUUAGAUAAGAUCACCAUAACUUGAUUCAGUAACUCAGCAGAUCUAAAGUAGAUUCAGACAACUUGUCUUGAAUUUCAUCAGACUCAGAAUUCAGAUCAUUUAGUCUUCUUUAGGGUGGGGACAGUAAGUAAUAAGAUUAGUACACUAACUCAAUCCAUACCCUGUGGAUGUUUGUUUUUACCUGUAUUUCCCAGUGUAUUCAUACCACAUUUUAAUACUGCCUCAAGCACUCAAGGCAGCACAUAAGGGAAAUAAUUAACUACUAAAAGCUUCAUUCAGUGUGUGUCACGGUUUCCCAGUAAUUUCUUGGUAACUACAUUACAGUUCCUGUACUAAAAUCUUGUUAAUCACAUGUCAUGUUAAAGCUCAACAGAAUUAGCCCGUGAUGCUCUGGCUGUCGAAAUACUGAGUAUGAAAAUUUAUUCUUGGAAAUCAUCGUUUGACUCAGCUUUUCCUGGAGCUGUCAAGCAUCAGCAGAUUGAGUUUGCCCAGUUGUCGUGGAGAUGGAUCUGUUGAAACGCGAGCUUGGAAUGAAUACUCAUGCUUGACUUGCUAACCCAGCACAAACAAGAAAUCCUAAAAGCGUUAUGGAUGACAUAAUAUCUACUGGGCUUGCAUUUCAUCCCAUCCAUCUCCAUGACAACUGAGCAAACUCCAUUUGCUGAUGAAAUACUGUGUGAUAUGGCGGAAAGCCUUGCAAAAAAGCUAGUUGGAGGACCUUGAGUUUGGAUUGUUUUGUCAGACUAUUGAAUAUUAAACCUGUAAUGUCGACUAUGAUGUAAGCUGUCUCGCAGGACUGUGUUUCAGCUUUCUAAAGACCUGUCACAUGCUCAUAUUCCAUUCAGAGAUUUUAUAAGUGGGGUCUUUUGAACUCUCACUAAAAUGAAUAAAAUUAGUCUCUGAAUGCUUGUAUCCAUUGUUGAAGCGUUCAUAGGAAAAAUCUCACUGUGCUUCAUUGAUUGGAAAAACAUGGCAAUGACUAAACUAAAAGAUUUGUCUGUGUACAUUUGAAACACAUUGAAGCAGCAUCAUUGUGGACAAAAUAGACUGUGCCCCCUUUACUUCUCAUGAAUGUCAUUGUAAAGAAUUUGUAAGAAGCACUCUGUCUUUGGUUUGUUUUUCUUUUAUCUUUUCUGUAACACUCAAACACUUGAUAUUUUAUGAACAUAGACAUCUUUACAUUGGCCUACAUUUUACAUUUUUGUAUAUGCUGUUGCUCAAAACAUUUACCCCUCUUGAAUGUUUGUCCUUUAACGAAUUUGCAGGUGGUCUGCAAGCUUGCAACAAUUGCACUAUGUUGUAUUGUAAGGCUGUUACAACAGACUGGUAACCAGACAAGCAUCAUUGUAACUGUUUUGAAAGCGAAACAUUGCUUAAAACCUCACCCUGAAACCUGAUUCUUCCCUAUAAUGUACAGUAACACACCCAAAGUUCAGUCUGAAAUCAAUAUCCGCAUAAACCUUGAAAUUCUUUCGUUGUGUGAAAAGUAAUUUGACAUAUCUUUACAGCACAGCAUCGAGCUUAUAGUAACACACAGCCUUUUAUCCUGUGUUUGAAUGUAUCCUGUCUACUGCUGAAGGAGCUCGAGGGACGUGACAAUCCACUCGUCUGAACAGAAUAAAGCAAUCGAUUUUCAUUCUGA
Messenger RNA from Thunnus maccoyii (southern bluefin tuna), 4769 nucleotides. RefSeq names its product katanin p60 subunit A-like 1 (gene katnal1). Gene Ontology annotation, molecular function: microtubule binding; ATP hydrolysis activity; microtubule severing ATPase activity. Bases 123 to 1607 code for a protein of 494 amino acids. The transcript has 11 exons. Gene Ontology annotation, biological process: microtubule severing. Lineage: Eukaryota; Metazoa; Chordata; Actinopteri; Scombriformes; Scombridae. The record is from RefSeq and is a predicted model, not a curated record. Gene Ontology annotation, cellular component: microtubule cytoskeleton.